UUUGACAUCACUAUGAAGCAGCUAACAUGGUUGGGUGUGGUCUCUCUUUCUUCUUCGCUCAAAAUACAGGGUUUCAAUCACAAGGAAAAUCGGUUUUUGUCACCGAAUCGGCUCUCCCCCACUCGAUGAUUCAAAAAGAUAUUUCUCCAGUUUUGUAGAGGCUAAUGCUACUGUUCUGAAUGGAUUUCUUAUGGUGAUAAAGUAUUCUGGGAAAAUGGCGUGCGGGGAGAAACACUCGUGGACAUUUAGUGGGCUAGUGGGUGCAUUUCUUGAUCUCGGCAUAGCCUAUCUCUUACUGUGUGCAUCAACUCUUGCUUAUUUGGCCUCGAAGUUUCUGGGUUUGUUCGGAUUGUGCCUACCUCGUCCUUGCAAGGGACUAUUUUGGAACCCCUGUGGUGGUCUCUGCUUGCAAAGAGCAUUAGUGGAUUGCCCGCCGGUGAAAAUUUCUUUGGUUCAGUCGUCAGUGAAGAGCAAGUUUCCUUUUGAUCAGACAUGGGCUGACGACCCAAAUUCCCAAUUUAAUACAGAGUCGGUGGAUAAAAGAAAUCAUGACAACAGGCAUGUUGAGAUGGACGGUGAAGCAUCAUGUAGCUCGUUAUUGCAGAGGGCACAAGAUAGCGUAGGGAGAGAAUUGGAGGAAAGUAAUGAAGCUGGUUUUGAGUUUGGAACGGUGAACUUGGAAGCCAUUGAAGGAGGAAGGUUUGAUUUUAAACGAAAGGCUGCUGCAGGUCAGAGGAAGAGGCUUGGUCUUCGGAGGCGUCACAGAGGGAGGACCGUUGAUAAUGGGAACCCUUGGGCAGGUUCAUCGUAUGAUCAUUCUUCUUUUGAUACAAAAGAGAGUUCUCAGACUCUUUCCGGUGCUUGCAAAAUAGGAACACACAUUACCGAAGAAGGCAGCUCAGUUCCUAUGAAUUCUGGAGAUGGCUGGGAAGCGCCCAUGCCUGUGGACAUUUGCUUGCAGGGAGGAGUUUCACAGGGUCCUGAUAUGAAUGAAUCUGUUUAUGAAGUUAAAUCUGUGGAGGAGGCAUCACCUGGUGAAGAGUUCAGGUGCAACACACAAACGGAGCUACGCUUUGACAGUAAUGAUAAAAAUACAAUCAGAAUCUUGGAACAAUCACUUGAAGAAGAGAAUGUUGCUCGUGCUGCCCUGUAUCUUGAACUUGAGAAAGAGAGAUGUGCUGCUGCUUCUGCUGCAGAUGAGGCCAUGGCUAUGAUAUUGCGUCUACAAGAGGAGAAGGCAUUGAUUGAAAUGGAAGCUAAACAAUUCCAGAGGAUGAUAGAAGAAAAAUAUGCUUAUGAUGUUGAGGAAAUGAACAUUCUUAAGGAGAUCUUACUGAGGAGAGAAAGGGAAAAACAUUUCUUAGAGAAGGAAGUUGAAGCCUACAGGCAAAUGAUGUUUGGAAAUGAUCAAUUGGAUGCUGAUAUGGAGGCCACAGAGACACAUGGGAUUUCUUCUUUGUCGCUUUCAAGUGAAGAUCCAAUGCUAAUGCUGCAGCAGAUUGCUAAAGAAAAUUUGAAAACCACAAGUAGUUCUAGGGAGUAUGAGGUCUCUCUCGAUUUGCAGAAUCAUACCAUUGCUUUUGGGACAGAACUGCCAUAUCCGGCAUUAGAUGAAGAUGCUGACUUCUCAAAACAAGGAGACAUCCUCAGACAACCAAGUAUUGACAACCGUCCAAGUUUUUUAAGUUGUGAGGCAUUUCAUGAAAAGGGAACGGCAUCCAUGGAUGAGGAUCCACUUACUCAACAAAGAGAAUUGCAUAAAUCAGAGGCACACUCACAACUAACUCAAUCAAGUAGUCCUCAGGGAUUUGAUUUGCAUGUGAGAAGCGUUAAACCAGUUGGGGAAGGACAGGAACAAAGUGAUAAUGUGAGUCUAGCCCAAAGUGUGGCAACAAAGACAAUCGAAUCGUGUGAUGAAGAUAAAACCGUUAGUGCAUAUAAUGACAAUUGUGUGGAAAUGGAUGGAACAGAUACAAAUCAGGAGGUCAAAGUUUCACAAAGCUCAGUUUGUGAGACAGAGCCUCGUGUUUAUGAUGUCCAUGUGAUUGAUGAUGAAUCUAGUAUGUUUAAUGAAGCUAGUGGAAAGAAGAGUCGUCAUUUCUCAAGAAAUGCUUCCUUAAACCUGCAUAUGAAACAUGGUAGUCCAAUCCUGAGCAGCUCAGAGACUGACGUAGAAAUCAACAGAAUCAGGUCAGAUACAACUAGUGGACUGCCGCCAAAGGUUCCCACCCGCAGCAAAUCUUUGGUUUCUCGUAUGCGGAGAAACUCAAUGUCUGCGUUUGAUUUUCAGAGACAUUCAAUGUCUUCUUUUGAUAAUGAAAGGUUAAAAAUUGAUAACGAGGUAGAGUGGCUUCAAGGAAGACUAAGGAUGGUACAAAAAGGAAGAGGGAAGCUCAACUUCUCUUCGGGGCACAAGGAAAGGGAAAAAAUCCAGUUGCAACUUCUGGAGGAUAUAACGAGUCAACUUCGAGAGAUUCGACAGUUAACAGAACCUGGAAAAGCAGUGCGUCAGGCCUCUUUGCCCCCUCCAUCCUCUAAGGUAUGGUAUAAUAGAAAAGGUUAUGUCAAAGAAAAGGUGCUGGCGCAGUACAUCUUUAGGAGUACGUUGAAGGGCUUGUAUAAGGUUUGUCACACCUACAUGAAGGAUCUGGUUUUGCUGCUUUGUGGAAACUCUAAAGGGACCUUCAGUUAACUGACACUGCCUUCCCCCCCUGCCCCGGGCCCCAUUUACAUAUGCUUUUCAGGUCUGUAGUAGUGGCAUCUUGCCCCCUCUAUUAGCUUCCACUUCUAAAACAAAUAAAUAGUCACACGAAUAUCAAGCAACUAUUUUGUUGACUUCUGUUGA
Molecule: messenger RNA, 2845 nt
Organism: Juglans regia (Persian walnut)
Lineage: Eukaryota; Viridiplantae; Streptophyta; Magnoliopsida; Fagales; Juglandaceae
Exons: 4
Coding region: 191-2692 (833 amino acids)
Source: RefSeq, a predicted model, not a curated record